Molecule: messenger RNA, 2049 nt
Organism: Stylonychia lemnae
Lineage: Eukaryota; Ciliophora; Spirotrichea; Sporadotrichida; Oxytrichidae
Source: the annotation of a GenBank genome assembly
AUGUCUAUUAUCAAGAAAAAUAGUCCGCUUAUUCUAGAUAAACAAGGGAGUUUCAAGAGAGAUUCCUAGUUAAGACUAUCUUUAAAUAGGAAUAGCAUGCUUAUUAAUGAGACUGACGAGCAGUAUGAACAGGGCCCAGACUUGACCUUUAACAAGGACUUGUUUAAUUCAGUCAUUUCUCAAGAUUAAGGCAUUCUCUAACCAAAGCUUUAGAUUAGAAUUUCAAGUGAUUCUCAAACUAAUCAUGAUUAAGCUAACUCUACCUUUAACUAACCAAAAUCACUUUUGACUGUAAAGGAAAAAGCUAAAGAAUAGACGAUUGCGGUGAACAAACUAGGAAGAUUUCAAAAUAGGAUUAGCAUUGAAAAGCACUAGUAACAUCAGGGAAGUCUUAAUAGGAAUGAGGGAAACCAAAUGUUCUUAAUCAAGAGAAUAACUUAACAACAAUAGUAAAGUUAAAUGAAUUAAAAGUAGUAAAGUACCAAGCAAAACAAGAUGCUCAUUUAAGAUGAAAGAGCUUUCAGUUUGAUUGAACCUAUUAUUCAUGCGGAAUAGCUUGAGUAAUUUAGAUACCCAUUGACUAACACCUAAUUACAAGAAGUCAUAUUUCAAAAGAAGCACAUUGUAAAUGAGAGGAAGCAGAGAAAUCUUAAACCAAAAAAAUCAUACUUGCCGUUCUAUGAUGGUGUUAAAACUUUGAAAGAUAUUUUAUUGAAUGGGCCAAGUUACACAGGAACAAAUAAUAGAAAUUCUUUGAUUGAAAAAACUUCGGCAUCAUUAAUAGGAAGAGUAAAUAGAGAUCCAUAAAAUUGCAAAUUAAACCAAAAGCUAAAUAUCUCAUACCAGACCUAAACUGAUUUUAAUAAUGCUACAAUAGGUAAUAGAAAAUUAAGUCUCGGUGAUUAUAGGAUAAACGUUAAGCUUAAGAAAGGAUUCUCUCCUCAAUCUAAGAAUAGAACUAACAGUGUGAAAAACAAUGAAGUUAUUUCAAAUGUCUAAUCGUAUUAAGUGGAUAGUAAACUAGAAAAAUAAGUAACAAGGGAUUAAGAAGACAUGUAGGAUUUAACAAUACUUAAGCAAUACAAAGAUUAAAUUAUAUGUAGCAAAGAUGAUGAGACUUUCCAAUCUAAAGUGGUAUUUUCAAGAAACAGACAAUCAAUGAGAAAAGAGAGCAGAAGCCAAUUCAAUGAAUCGAGAACUGCUUUCAAUAAAUAAAAGCGAAGCAUAUUUAGGAAUACUUAACCAUAUUUUUCGCAUUGUUUCUAAAAGAAGUCCCCAGAGUAAAAAUUGUUUGAAUUGGAAAAAGACAAGCACAUGUCUUAAUAGUCUAUUGACUCUAACAUUAUAGUUCAUGAUCAUCUAGCAAGUUAUUCGCAUUACAUUCCAUCAAUAUCUUAUUACCAACUAAAGUCUAAUUAAAAAGAACUAUCAAAGAACGCCUCAAAUAAAUAAAGCAGAAAUGGUUAGAUUGACCUAUAGAUAUACACGUAAACUUAGACAAAUGUGUUUUUUGAAGAGAUUAUUAAUCUUGGGGAAGAGAUGGCAAUAAAUAGAAACCUUUUAAAGAGGCAGGACUCCAAAGACAGAUGGACUCAUAGAGAUUCUUUUAGCUAAAUUAAAAAUAAUAAUAGUGCAUCUAAGAUAAACAAUGAAUUCACAAGGCCUAAUUCUUCUACUUUCAUGAAAAAAAGAAGUUAGUUUUCACCUAACAAAAACUUCUAAAUAACUAUUCAAGAUAAUCCUCCUAUUCAUUCUAGAGUUACAAAUCCUUUUGGAAAUAUAUAUUAUCAUUCACCGAGAAAUGAAGAUCAAAGUACGAAUAGGACAGCUAGUCAUCCAGUUUCUGAUGUGAAAAAACAAAUGACAAAUGCUAGAUCUCCAGGUAGCACAACAACUAAAGUUAAGUAGGAUUUAAGUAAAUUUGCAACGCAGAUAUACAAGGCUGUUGAAAGCAGAGAUAAUGAUAAAAAGCUUAAGAAAUUUGAUUAAUAUCAUAGAAUUGAUUAGCUAGUAAAGCAAGCUAAAAUUAGUAAUGUUGAAGGCUGGUGA